GUCGUCCAUUUCUCAAGGUCACCAAUCGGCAAAAAUGGCGCAACGAGUCACGCUCCCCACCCGCACGCCCUACAACACAAAGUCGAACCGUCGUCGCGUCAUCAAGACGCCCGGCGGCAAGCUCAGGUACCACCUCAUUGGCAAGCAGGCCUCGACGCCCAAGUGCGGCGACUGCCACACGUCCCUGCCCGGUGUCCAGGCCCUCCGCCCGCGCCAAUACUCGUCGGUCAGCAAGACCAAGAAGACGGUGCAGCGUGCGUACGGCGGGAACAGGUGUGCCAACUGCGUCAGGACUCGCAUCAUCCGGGCGUUCCUCGUCGAGGAGGCAAAGAUCGUCAAGGCCCUUGUCAACAGCAAGAAGUAGACUGGCUCUUCGACUGAUCCAUUGCACAUUCCACACUCGGCUCCGUCAUACACCCCACACACGCACUCAUCUCUUCAUGCAUCCCACCCCCCCAAAAUCGAGGCGCGCGCGACGAAGCCGUCUGCCUCGUUGUAUGAUCAUAGGCUUCCUGUAGGCCAACCUCACACACACACACACACACACAAUUACGAUUCUUUGAUCG
Molecule: messenger RNA, 566 nt
Organism: Acaromyces ingoldii
Lineage: Eukaryota; Fungi; Basidiomycota; Exobasidiomycetes; Exobasidiales; Cryptobasidiaceae
Product: 60s ribosomal protein l34-b
Exons: 3
Coding region: 35-364 (109 amino acids)
Biological process (GO): ribosome biogenesis; translation
Cellular component (GO): cytosolic large ribosomal subunit; ribosome
Molecular function (GO): structural constituent of ribosome
Source: RefSeq, a predicted model, not a curated record